Molecule: messenger RNA, 2193 nt
Organism: Scylla paramamosain (green mud crab)
Lineage: Eukaryota; Metazoa; Arthropoda; Malacostraca; Decapoda; Portunidae
Product: tubulin alpha-1 chain
Exons: 7
Coding region: 352-2070 (572 amino acids)
Biological process (GO): mitotic cell cycle; microtubule cytoskeleton organization
Cellular component (GO): microtubule; cytoplasm
Molecular function (GO): structural constituent of cytoskeleton; GTP binding
Source: RefSeq, a predicted model, not a curated record
UAUUCAGAUUUCCUUUACCCCUCAAUACCCUUAACACGCAACGGCCGCUGAUGAGUUUGUGACAAGAAAACUCCACGCCACCGCCAUCCUCUUCCCUCCCUGCCAGCCUUCCCCAGCAUUCGAUAGUCAACUUAUGCCGGAGCAUGUAGUAUCAGGUGCGCGGGAACAGCGUAUCUUCAAAUCUCGCGCAAGUUCCAAAGUGGGCAACUGGUCGAGGUAUAAAAACAAGCGGUAGUGCACUCCUGCUGUUAUCUAUCACGGGAAGACCUCGCCGCUCCUGUGAGAACAUUCAGCUGCCCACCGGCACUUCCUCCUCCUCAUCCUCCUCAUCGCCCUUGACUGCAAAACAAAAUGCGUGAGUGCAUCUCCAUCCACGUGGGCCAGGCCGGCGUGCAGAUCGGCAACGCCUGCUGGGAGCUGUACUGCCUGGAGCACGGCAUCCAGCCUGAUGGACGCUUGGCGGAGAACGACGUGGCCGCCAACGACUCCUUCAGCACCUUCUUCUCAGAGACUGGGUCGGGAAAGCACGUGCCCCGGACAGUGUUCGUCGAUCUGGAGCCCUCAGUCGUUGACGAGGUGCGGACAGGUGUGUACCGCCAGCUGUUCCACCCCGAGCAGCUCAUCACGGGCAAGGAAGACGCCGCCAACAACUAUGCCCGCGGCCACUACACCAUCGGCAAGGAAGUGGUGGACCUGGUGCUGGACAGGAUCCGUAAGCUGCGUGAGUGUAUCUCCGUCCAUGUGGGCCAGGCUGGCGUGCAGAUGGGCAAUGCCUGCUGGGAGCUGUACUGCUUGGAGCAUGGCAUCCAGCCUGAUGGCCAGAUGCCAUCUGACAAGACCAUUGGGGUUGGCGAUGACUCCUUCAACACAUUCUUCAGUGAGACUGGCUCAGGGAAACAUGUUCCUAGAGCAGUGUUUGUUGAUCUGGAGCCCUCUGUUGUUGAUGAGGUGCGUACAGGUGUGUACAGACAGCUGUUCCAUCCCGAGCAGCUGAUCACUGGCAAGGAAGAUGCAGCAAACAACUAUGCCCGUGGCCACUACACCAUUGGCAAGGAGAUCGUGGACGUGGUGUUGGACAGGAUCCGUAAGCUGGCUGACCAGUGCACUGGCCUGCAGGGCUUCCUCAUCUUCCACUCAUUCGGCGGCGGCACUGGCUCAGGCUUCACUUCUCUGUUGAUGGAAAGACUCUCAGUUGAUUAUGGCAAGAAGAGCAAGUUGGAAUUCGCUAUUUAUCCUGCCCCUCAGGUUGCCACUGCUGUUGUUGAGCCUUACAACUCCAUCCUGACCACCCACACCACCCUCGAACACUCCGACUGUGCCUUCAUGGUUGACAAUGAAGCCAUCUAUGACAUCUGCCGCAGGAACCUGGACAUUGAGCGCCCAUCCUACACCAACCUCAACAGGCUCAUUGGCCAGAUUGUCUCUUCCAUUACUGCCUCUCUUAGAUUUGAUGGUGCCCUCAAUGUAGAUCUGACUGAAUUCCAGACAAACUUGGUUCCCUAUCCUAGGAUCCACUUCCCCUUGGUCACCUAUGCACCAGUAAUUUCUUCUGAGAAGGCUUACCAUGAACAGCUGUCUGUAGCAGAAAUCACCAAUGCCUGCUUUGAACCUGCCAACCAGAUGGUAAAGUGUGACCCACGACAUGGCAAAUACAUGGCCUGCUGCCUUUUGUUCCGUGGUGAUGUGGUGCCCAAGGAUGUCAAUGCAGCCAUUGCCUCGAUCAAGACCAAGAGGUCCAUCCAGUUCGUGGACUGGUGUCCCACUGGGUUCAAGGUGGGCAUCAACUACCAGCCACCCACUGUGGUACCUGGUGGUGACCUGGCUAAGGUGUCUCGUGCUGUGUGCAUGCUGUCCAACACCACUGCCAUCGCUGAGGCCUGGGCACGCCUUGACCACAAGUUUGAUCUGAUGUAUGCCAAGCGUGCCUUCGUGCACUGGUAUGUUGGUGAGGGUAUGGAGGAGGGCGAGUUCACAGAGGCUCGUGAGGAUCUCGCUGCCCUGGAGAAGGACUACGAAGAGGUGGGCAUGGACUCUGCUGACGGUGAGGACAUCGAAGGAGACGAGUACUAAGUGCUCACCUGUGCCGGCAGGCAUUACAAACUCUUCUGGAGAUAAACAUUCCUGUCAUUUAAAUGAACAAAAUUCCAUAUUUUGGUACACGUUCCAAAAAUAAAUGCCUAGCUCAAAAUUAAA